Condylura cristata (star-nosed mole) is the source of this 1043-nucleotide messenger RNA. It is a transcript of the gene AWAT2, whose product is annotated as acyl-CoA wax alcohol acyltransferase 2. Bases 1 to 993 code for a protein of 330 amino acids. Gene Ontology annotation, biological process: lipid metabolic process. The record is from RefSeq and is a predicted model, not a curated record. The transcript has 7 exons. Gene Ontology annotation, molecular function: retinol O-fatty-acyltransferase activity. NCBI's taxonomy places the organism in Eukaryota, Metazoa, Chordata, Mammalia, Eulipotyphla, Talpidae. Gene Ontology annotation, cellular component: endoplasmic reticulum membrane.
AUGGCUAAGAAACAACUUAAGACCUUCCUGGAGGUCUUGGCUGUUUUUCAAUGGGCCUUCACUAUCCUCCUUAUUGGGUUCACAGUGCUCAUCGGCAACCUCUACCUGGUGGUAUUCACAUCAUACUGGCCUGUCACUGUGUUCCUUCUCACAUGGCUGGCUUUUGACUGGAAGACCCCAGAGCGAGGUGGUCGCCGGUUUUCCUGUGUGAGGCGGUGGUGCCUGUGGAAACAGUACAGCGACUACUUCCCCAUAAAGCUUUUGAAGACUCAUGACCUCUCCCCCAAUAACAACUACAUCCUUGUCUGCCACCCUCAUGGGCUACUGGCCCAUGGAUGCUUUGGCAACUUUUGCACAGAGUCCACAGGUUUCUCCAAACUCUUUCCUGGCAUCACCCCUUAUCCUCUCACACUGGGGGCCUUUUUCUGGUUGCCUAUUCUGAGAGACUACGUCCUAUCUACAGGCAUGUGCUCUGUGAGCGAUUCUUCCAUUGACUUCCUGCUCACUCACAGAGGCACUGGCAACUUGCUGGUGGUGGUGGCUGGUGGCCUGGCUGAGUGCAAGUACAGCCUGCCAGCCUCCACCACCCUGUACUUGAAGAACCGGAAAGGCUUUAUACGGAAGGCCCUUCAGCACGGGGUGUCUCUGGUCCCCGCCUACUCCUUUGGGGAGACAGAGCUCUAUGAUCAACACAUUUUCACUCCCGGGGGCUUCAUCAACUCCUUCCAGAAGUGGUUCCAGAGUUGGAUACACAUCUACCCUUGUGCUUUCUAUGGGCGUGGUUUCACUGAGAACUCCUGGGGCCUUCUGCCCUAUGCAAAGCCUGUCACAAUUGUUGUUGGGAAGCCUCUACCAAUGCCCAAGAUUGAGAACCCAAGCCAGGAGAUAGUGGCUAAAUACCACACACUGUAUGUGGAUGCCUUAUGCAAACUGUUCAACCAACAUAAGAUGAAGUUUGGCAUCUCAGAGUCCACGGAGCUGGUGAUGGAUUGACAGACAUCAUCAGCAGCCUCUCAGUCUGGCUGAAGUUGUAGAACAGUGAA